This is a messenger RNA of Plasmodium fragile, 762 nucleotides long. RefSeq lists its product as uncharacterized. Lineage: Eukaryota; Apicomplexa; Aconoidasida; Haemosporida; Plasmodiidae. The record is from RefSeq and is a predicted model, not a curated record. The transcript has a single exon. The coding region runs from base 1 to 762 and encodes 253 amino acids.
AUGACGAAGGUAAAAAUAAAGAAAAAAUUCAAGCACAGCGGAACGCUUGAAGAAGAUUUAAAAAACAACGUCGUAACAAAGAAUAAAAUAUUUAAAAAAAAAAAAAAAGGAACUAAGGCAGCGAGUGAAAAGAAAACAAAAAAAAAAAGAAAAGACGAUGUUCAAAAAAUUCUGAAUCUGGCAAAUAGACAAAACGAGGAGGAUCUGGACUUCUCAGAUUAUGGUAAUAGUAUAAGUGGUGAUGAUGUCGAUGGUGACGGAUCACAACAGGUGGAUAAGUUCCUCCAGUUUGAUGACGACAUAGGAGGGGAGGAGGGAUUCAAUGACGAUGAUGAUGUGUCACAUCGGGAAAAUUUCAUGGCGGACAAAAUGGUGUUGUCCGCGCAGGAGAUUAGCCAUUAUGAUACAAACGGGAUGGAUGAAUCGAAUAACAUUUUGGAUGAUCUGGAUGUGAAAAUAAAUCCCCUCGGGAUUGAACGGGGAGCCAAAUUGGACAAUGGGAAAGAGGUCAAAGCGGAGACCUCCGAACAGGUAAUAACCACUUCUUCAUCUCGUUGCGGAAUAAGAACAAAAAAAAAAUGUUACCAAACGGAUAAGAAAAAUAGUGUUGGUGAUGGUAGACAAAGUGCCAAUUGCAAGCGGGCAUACGUGAAGCGCCCCUCCCCCAAGAAGCAAUUUUAUUUUUUAAAAACUAGUACCCAUCGAUGGCGUUUUCGUAUCUGCAGUGAAAUCUGCGCACACGAACGCUUACGGUGUGAAUGA